GCUCUUCUAAGCAAGCCAAAACACAUGGAACCAUCUCUCAUAGAAGCAGGGGCGCGCCUUUUUGUCACUAGCUUCCUUGGACGUUUUAUCUCUGCUGGAUGUUUAAUUUUAUUGGAGGAAGGGGGUACAACAUUGACCUUUGAAGGAGACAAGAGAAAGUGUCCUCUGAAAAUAGUUCUUAAAGUUAAUAAUCCGCAGUUUUAUUGGAAGGUUAUGACAAAUGCUGAUUUAGGCCUUGCAGAUGCAUAUAUUGAUGGGGAUAUUUCUUUCAACGAUAACAAUGAAGGUCUUCUAAACCUUUUUCUGAUUCUUAUUGCCAGCAGAGAUUCAAAUUCCUCUAUCUCGAAAUUGAAUAAGAGAAGGGGCUGGUGGACACCGUUGAUAUUCACAGCUACUCUAGGAUCUUUAACGCGCUUUUUCAGGCAUUUUUUAAGGCAUAAUAGUCUCACACAAGCUGGCAGGAACAUCUCUCGUCAUUAUGAGCUGAGUAAUGAACUUUUUGCCCUGUUCUUGGACGAAACAAUGACAUACUCUACCGGCUUAUUUAAGAAGGAAGAUGAGGACUUGAAGGUUGCGCAGCUAAGAAAAAUAUCUUCUUUGAUUGAAAAGGCAAGAAUUGAUGAGAAGCAUGAAGUUCUUGAAAUUGGGAGUGGCUGGGGAAGCUUUGCUAUUGAAGUUGUCAAUCAAACUGGAUGCAAAUAUACUGGCAUCACUUUGUCUAAAGAGCAACUGAAACUUGCGGAAAAGAAAGUGAAAGAUGCUGGCCUUCAGGACCGCAUUAAGUUUCUUCUUUGUGAUUACCGCCAAUUGCCCGAUACCUACAAAUAUGACAGAAUUAUAUCUUGUGAGAUGAUAGAACAUGUUGGCCAUGAAUAUAUGGAUGAGUUUUUUGGUUGCUGUGAAUCAUUAUUAGCAGAAGACGGGCUUUUUGUUCUACAGUUCUCAUCAAUGCCAGAUGAACGUUACAACGAGCACAUGCGAAGUUCGGAUUUUAUAAAGGAAUAUAUAUUUCCCGGUGCAUGCAUACCUUCAUUAAGCAGGGUAAUAUCAGCCAUGGCUAAUGCAUCCAGACUCAGCGUGGAGCACGUGGAGAAUAUAGGGAUUCAUUACUACCAAACACUUGGAUAUUGGAGAAGAAAUUUUAUGAAAAACCAGAGCAAAAUUCUUGCUCUCGGAUUUGAUGAAAAGUUCAUACGAACAUGGGAAUAUUACUUUGAUUAUUGUGCAGCUGGUUUUAAGUCACGUACACUUGGAGUUUAUCAGGUUGUAUUCUCACGUCCUGGCAACGUUGCUGUACUCAACAAUCCAUAUCAAAGUCUUCAUCAGGAUCUUGAUUCUGUUCCCGAAGGAGACAUCAAUUCUUCAUAUUAAUGCUAGGCCAACGUAUAAUGGUUCAUUUUCAUGUUUCUACUUUCAUGGGAAGUCUUU
This is a messenger RNA of Quercus lobata, 1428 nucleotides long. Its product is annotated as tuberculostearic acid methyltransferase UfaA1-like. The transcript is spliced from 14 exons. NCBI's taxonomy places the organism in Eukaryota, Viridiplantae, Streptophyta, Magnoliopsida, Fagales, Fagaceae. Gene Ontology annotation, biological process: lipid biosynthetic process. Gene Ontology annotation, molecular function: methyltransferase activity. The record is from RefSeq and is a predicted model, not a curated record. Bases 25 to 1371 code for a protein of 448 amino acids.